Molecule: messenger RNA, 1390 nt
Organism: Homarus americanus (American lobster)
Lineage: Eukaryota; Metazoa; Arthropoda; Malacostraca; Decapoda; Nephropidae
Product: N-acetylneuraminate lyase-like
Exons: 9
Coding region: 138-1061 (307 amino acids)
Biological process (GO): N-acetylneuraminate catabolic process
Molecular function (GO): N-acetylneuraminate lyase activity; 4-hydroxy-tetrahydrodipicolinate synthase activity
Source: RefSeq, a predicted model, not a curated record
CAGAAAACGGGGGUAGAGAGCAUCCGGGAAACCCACCAGAUGCCACCAAGCCCAGUUGACAACAAGAGUGUACUACUGUAAGCUGUAGUGUGUAUCUGCUCGACCUCACAUACGACCACACCAGAAUAUCUUCCAAAAUGUCGAGGUUUGCCUUCCGAGGGAUGAUGGCGCCCACAUUCACGCCCUUCAAAAAAAAUGGAUCCUUAAACCUGGAGGUCAUCCCAGCUUACGCCAAGUGUCUGCAGGAGGGAGGAGUGAAAGGUAUCUGGGUGAACGGGACAGUAGGUGAAGGAAUGUCCAUGACAGUAGAAGAGAGAAAGUCCCUGACGGAGGCCUGGGUCAAGUGCCGACGGGAAGUGUCCACCAUGAUCAUCCACUGCGGCGCUGGCUGCCUCAUGGACACCCAGGAGCUGGCUCGUCACGCUGAGAGUCAGGGUGUGGACGGGGUAGCUGUACUUCCCUGCCUAUACGACAAACCGACCACAACAGAGGACUUGGUGGAGUAUAUGGUAGAGGUGGCCAAGGCUUGCCCCAAUACCCACCUCUUCUACUACCACAUACCCAUGAAGACAAACGUCAAUUUGUCCAUGAGUGAGUUCCUGAAGAAGGGGUUUAAGAAGGUGCCCACACUGGCCGGUAUCAAAUUCACCGACAUGGACGUGAGUGGUGAGGGAAGGAAGUGUGUGGAGGUGGACAGUGGCUCCCUCACCAUCUUCAGCGGCUUCGAUAAGACUCUUCAAGAGGCUCUCAGCGUGGGCUUUUCCUGCGCUGUCAACGGAGGCUUCAGCUUCUUACCUCAGUUCGGGAGUCAGAUCUUCUCCCUAAUGGAAGCUGGGAACGUCUCAGAAGCCAAAAGGAUGCAAGAGGUCCUCUCCAGCCACUUUGAUGUCAUCUUCAAGGAAACUGGCAAAGAAUACACUGUGGCAAGCCUGAAGACGGCCACCAGUCUCCUUACCGGUGUGGAGAUGGGCCCCGUCCGCUUCCCUGUCAAGGCGCUGAGUGACCAGAAGAUCGACAACCUCAAGAACGCCUUCAAGAACCUCGGUCUUAAGGUCUACUAAGGCUUACGUCAAUAGGCUACGACCUCCAGGGGCUUUGCUAAUUCGGUGACCCCCAGUGCUGAAGGCAUAAUCUCAGUGCUUAAAUUGGUGACCUCAGCACUAAGUCGGUGACCCCAGCAUUAAGUCGGUGACCCCAGCACUAAGUCGGUGACCUCAGCACUAAGUCGGUGACCCCGGCACUAAGUCGGUGACCCCAGCAUUAAGUCGGUGACCCCAGCACUAAGUCGGUGACCUCAGCACUAAGACAGCACCCUCACAUCCUUUACAACUAUGUAAUUAUUAAUGUCUAUAAACAAUACAAAAUAAAUUACCUAAUAAAAUAAUAAAAA